AUGGCAUCCUCAGUGCCUGUGGAUUUCUCUUCCGGAGAUCAUUACGCAGUGUUGGGUGUGCCCCGCACAGCCAGCGAGGCGGACAUCGCCAAGGCCUACAGGAGUUUAGCUUUGCGCUAUCAUCCGGACAAGAACCGAGACAAAGUCAAGGAUGCAGAGGUCGGGUUCAAGCGAAUUUCCGAAGCCUAUUCAGUCUUGAGAGAUCCCCAGAAGCGUGCCGAGUACGAUCGCACCGGCGGUACUCGCUCCUAUGUCAGCUACGAUGAGGCUGAGCAAAUGUGGCGCCAAUUUUCUGGACAAGAUGGGGAAGAGGCACCCGAAGACGCCAGAGCAAACAAUCCAGAGCUGCAGAGCAGGAGAAAGGCGAUGGCAAUUGUGCUGGUCGUCGGUGUCUUUCUGUUGGCGCCGAACCUCCUCAUCCAAGUGCUGCCGGGUUUGACUGCAGCGGUUGUAGGCAUAGCUCUGUUGACCCGCAGAGAGAACGCAUCCAAGUGGGCCUGGUGUGCUUUGGCUCUGUUGCUUGCCAGCUAUGUCGCGCCUUGGGCUUUGCGUAUGCGGUCAUCUUUUGAACCGAUGAGAGGCGCGCAGCUGCAAGGCCUUGGAGAGACGGAGCCACCAGUACCUGUCGGCACCCCAAACAGUGGCGAGGAGGUUAUCCUGAGCGAUGGGCAGUUUCUGCGUGUUGCAGACCCAGCGCAUCGAAAUGGCCCGGUCAGCGAGGGUUGGCAGCAGCGAAUGUUGGCCGAGAUGACCGACGCGGUCAAGAAAGGCCAGGAACAGGUUUUGAUGGUUUUCUCUCGCGAAGGAUGCCCCUGGUGUCAGAGGCAGCUGCCAGUCCUCCGGGCCACAAUUGCCAAGCGAUCCGGCUUCGGAGGAUCAGAUGCGGCUGAGGCGGCUGAGGCUCAGCCAGCCUUCCUUGCGCCUUCCGGCACAGCGGCUGUUGGAAUGGCGCCGCCACCCGCAAAGGGUCUUGCUUCAGCGCCGCUGCGGGUUUUCAUCUUUUACGCAGAAGAGUUUCCGUACGUCGCACAAACCUUCAAGGUGGAGGCCUUCCCAACUCAUGUCGCCUGGGGACGCCCUGGUGUUCCGCCGCUUGCCGCACAGGGCUUUCUCGACGAGCAGAGUCUUGAGCAAUU
Messenger RNA from Symbiodinium sp. CCMP2592, 1136 nucleotides. The record is from the annotation of a GenBank genome assembly. Lineage: Eukaryota; Dinophyceae; Suessiales; Symbiodiniaceae.